AGCAGUUUGAAAAUCAAUCACAACUCCUCCCACCUGUUCUUUCCAAACAGCCCUUUUUCUCUUCACUUCAGCCAUGCGAUCGUCGUGGCUCCUAGCGGCUGCUGCCUUGCCCUUUGCGGUGACGGGCCUCACUGUUGAUGAGACUGAUGAUGGCAUUGUCGUUGACACGGAGGGCGAAAGUGGCAUCAAAGUGACUAUCGACUCCACGGGAUCAAUCUCGUCAAUUGUUUAUCAAGGCGAAGAAUAUCAAUCCUCUGAUACUAGCAGUCACAUUGCCUCUGGAUUGGGCGAAGCCACCAAGACAACCCACACCACAGAAGGUUGUGCCAUUUACAUGGGCACCUAUACGGUUGAUCAGCCAAGCGUGGGCGAAUUGCGCUACAUUGCCCGGCUCGUCAACCUUCCUCAGGCCUACAAGGAGGGUAAAGUCUCCGACACUACCGACGGAGAGACAAUUGAAGGUAGCGAUGUUUUCCUCGUCGAUGGCGAGACGAGAGGAAAGUUCUACUCCUCCCAGCGCUUCAUCGACGACAGCGUAUACUGCGCAUAUACGGAGGAUAGUUCUGUUCAUGCAUGCUUCCUGUCCGACACCAGAUCGCGUGAAAAGUCCUCCGGGGGACCUUUCUUCCGUGAUAUUGACCUCAACAAUGGUGGUAGCUACCAUUCUGUCACUUUCUACAUGAACUCGGGCCAUGUCCAGACGGAAGACUUCCGCACGGGCUUCUUUGGUCCCUAUGUUCUGUCUUUUAGUGGAAGUGAUAUUCCUUCAUGGGAUGACUUCGAUGUUUCUUUCUUCAAUGACCUUGAUUUGGAAGGCUAUGUCGGCUCUUCCGGACGCGGCGUUGUUUCCGGCAAGGCCAGUGGUACUUCUGACAAAUUUCCAGCCAUCGUGCAUUUGUACAACGAUGAGUACCAAUCUUGGGCCAACGCCUCCUCAGGAACAUUUACCACGCCCGAGAUCGUUGAGGGUGAUUACACGCUGGCUCUAUACCAGGGCGAGCUUCUCGCAGCCACAACCACCGUGUCCGUUGCGGCGGGCGAGACGGCCUCUGCCUCCAUCAGCGCCACCAACCCCAUCAUCACGCAGGAGCGGACCACAGUUUGGCAGAUCGGCGAAUACGAUGGCACUCCGCAGGGUUUCCUCAACGCAGACAAGCAGCUUCGCAUGCACCCGUCGGAUGACCGAAUGGGUUCGUGGAACGCCUCAGCCUUCGUGGUUGACGAGAGCGAGACCGGCGACUUUCCCAUGGCCAUCUUCGCGGACGUGAACGACGGACAAGAAGUGCAAUUCAGCCUCUCCGAAUCCAUUUCAUCGGACGUGAUAGUGCGAAUUGCCACCACGCUUGCCUUCCAGAGCGGUCGGCCCCAGCUUACUCUCAACGAGGCCUCCUGCGACGCCCCCGACGCCCCCUCGAAGAUUGACAGCCGGGGAGUGACCCGCGGCGCUUACCGUGGCUUUGGUGAGGUCUACAACUGUACCUUUGCGGCCGACGACCUGGUGCAAGGCGACAACACUUUGAAGAUUAGUGUUGUGUCCGGAUCCGGCGGAGAGGGAUUCCUUAGCGCCAACUACAUCAUCGAUGCGGUCGAACUCUACUACGUCUAAAUGUCGUGAGGAUAUAAUUAGAACUGC
Aspergillus steynii IBT 23096 is the source of this 1633-nucleotide messenger RNA. RefSeq names its product rhamnogalacturonan lyase. The record is from RefSeq and is a predicted model, not a curated record. Gene Ontology annotation, molecular function: carbohydrate binding; carbon-oxygen lyase activity, acting on polysaccharides. Lineage: Eukaryota; Fungi; Ascomycota; Eurotiomycetes; Eurotiales; Aspergillaceae. The transcript is spliced from 4 exons. Gene Ontology annotation, biological process: pectin catabolic process. Bases 74 to 1606 code for a protein of 510 amino acids.